AUGUCCGCUCGGCCGCCGUUGCCGUUCGGCCUGGGUCGAGAUCCGCAGUGCGCACCACAUCGCUGCCUCUCGCCCGACUCGCCCCUGCCGGCCCCGGGCUCGCCCCUCCACGACCAAGUCGCCGCCGCCCUGUCGCUCCUCUUCCAGACCUUCUUCUCGACCUCGCUCCGGUACCUCGGCGUCAGCGAGAUCCUCGACUGGCUCGAGAGCAGCGGCACCGUCGACGCGUGGAUCCUCACCGGCCUCGAGGGCGGCCGCCUCCCGGACGACAUCGCCAACCCCAAGAACCUCGAGUUCGGCAAGGAGGCGUUCCGCCAGGUCAUCCGCAGCGCUCUCCAAGCCGAGAACGAGGCGUGGGCCACGAGCCUGCGCGAGACGGGCUUCUCGUCGAGCGUGUCGAUGGUGUACGAGGGCCUCGUCGCCCAGCUCAAGCCCUCCAAGACGGCGCCACUACCGUGCCUGCACACGCUCCUCACGCCGACCGGCCUGUCGAUGCUCAAGUCGGCGCCGCUCAAGUCGGCCUUCCCCGUCUGCCCCCCGCGCACGCCACCGUCGCCCGCCGGCCUCCUCGCCUCGAUCCGCACCCUCAUCCAGUCGGGCACCCUGCGCGGCAACGUGUGGAAGUCGACCGCGACCUGGCGCGCCCAGAUCCGCACGGCCUUCUCGACGUACCACUCGCACCUCAAGGACCUCGCCGAGGAGCUCGUCAGCGAGCGCUCGUUCGCCCUCGAGUUCUACAUCUUUCUCGAGAACAUCUCGCAGCCGAUCCAGCUCCUCCAGCUCAUCGCCGACGACUUCGAGGCCGAGUUCGGGCCGGGCGCGACCCGCGGCCUGCUCGGCGUCGGCGAGGCCGGCGGCGACAACCUCGUGAGCAUCAUGGACUUUUGCGCCGCGCGCAAGCCGAGCGAGCUCCUCGUGCGCGUCAAGCAGCGCGUCGCCGAGAAGCAGGAGCGCGAGCGCCGGUCCAAGCGCCUCGAGUCGUUGCGCGCCGAGCUCAAGGGCCUCGACACCGAGAUCCGCAGCCUCCUCCUCGAGUACCGCAACGGCGGCACGAGCACGGCCGUGACCGAGGAGCAGGGCGAGCACGGCCUCGAGGUCAUCAAGGACGCCGACGACCGCAUCGUCGACGAGAUGCACCGCCUCCAGCGCGAGCUCGAGGCGGCGCUCGACACGCGCGACGCCGUCAAGGCCGACAUCGAGGAGCUCGAGAGCAAGGAGGACGACGAGGAGCGCCGCCGUCGGCGCGACCAGGCCGAGGUGGAGCGCGCGAGCGCCGCUCUGGGCGUUCGCCGAGACGGUUCGAUCGGGUCGCCGGCGUCAGCGGCGCCGAGGCUCGCGCCCGUGCGCCUCGAGGGCGGCCCGCCACCUUUCUCGACGACCGACGAGCCGGCUCCCGCACCACAAGAAGGGUUCAAGCUCGGCUCGUCCAAGGACCUCCUCCCCCUCUCCGCCGCCUCGUCCUCGCCUUCCUCCUCCGCCGACGACUCUGCCCCGCCCGACCCCUUCUCGACCUCGGCUCCCCGCACCAUCUCGACCGCCGCCGCACCCGGCUCGGCAAAGGGCAAAGCCCGUGCGCUCAACCCGCCGGGCAAGGUCCGUGCGCGCUACGCCCCACCGCCGCCGACGCACCGCCACGCCAACCUCGCCGCUUCGACCGCCUCGUCCGCCGUCAGCUCCAUCGCUACAGCGGCAUCGAGGCUCGCCGCCGCCGCCGCCGAGCCGACCGAGAAGCGCGCGCCGUCGCCUGCGCCCGGCGCGACCAUCGUCCAGGUCCCGCCGCCGAGGCGCAAGCGCGCCGCGGGCUCGGCCGCAUCGGCCUCGCCGUCACGCACGCCGAGAACGCGUCGAGCAGGCGCAGGCCCGCCGUCGGCGUCGCGCCUGUCGCGGCGCAGCUCGCCGGCCGAGUCGCCGGCGCGGUCGGCGGUGAGCGGGCGAGAGGGGGACGAGCGGGACGAGGGAGGGGUCGAGGGCAACGAGGACGUGCACUGUGAGGUGUGCUGCCCUGCCUGUGCGGCCGAGACGCGGCGCGCGAGGGAGGAGCACGGCGGCGAGGUGCAGGCGGGCGAGCCGGACGAGGUCGAAGGUGCGGGAGGGCCGCGAGCGGCAUCGUCCGCGCAGGGCACGGAGGAGGACAAGGGCGACGGCGACGGCGAGGCCGCCGCAGCGGCGCGCUCGCUCCCGCUCGUCGAGAAGACGAACGUCGCCGACGUGCCGCCUCCGGCCGCUGUCGGGCACAAGAAGAAGCGCAAGAAGAAGAAGGGCGGCGCCUCGUCGACGAGCACGAGCGCCACUGUCGCCGGCGACGCGCACCUCGUUUCGGCGCCAACAGCGGCGGCGGGGCCUCCCGGCCCGCACACGUCGCUCCUGCCUGGAUUCAGCCCGCUGUCGCGCCACCCGCCGCCACGGUGCUGCCCGCCACACCGGUGCACAGGCGUCGCUCCCGAUCAUGCCGGGUGGGCCGACCUCGACGGGCUCCUCUACGAGACGAUCCUCGCCGGCUUCAAGUACGAGCUCAUGGGCGCGAUCCCGUCGCCGCUGUUCCUCCUGCGCGACAAGCUCGCCAAGAGCUUCAUCCUCGGCGGCGGGCGCAUGACGACCGACUCGGGCGAGCCCAAGGAGAUGGACUCGUUCCUCGCAAUCGCCGAGGACCGAGGUUUGUGGCACUCGGCGGUCCACCCCGAGAUCCAGGCGUGGAGCCAACGCGUGCUCGCCAUCAGCAUGCAGAAGCUCGUCGACGUCCUUCGUGCAACACUCGGCGAUGUCUGCAUCUGCAAGGUGUCGCAGCACACCGACAUCCUGCGCGAGGCUCGCCACCGCCUCGGCCUGUGCGAGCAAGCCGACCGCCAGAUCCCGAUCGACCUCCCCGAGAUGGACCCGCAAGAGUUUAUGCGGUGGUGUCACGUCCAGCUCCGCGCCAAGAAGCUCGCCGGCCCAGAAUGGGAAGGCCUGAACCGCCAGUACAUCGUCCAGGACUACCUCCUCGCCUUCUCGGACGCGUUCGACGCCGCCAUGGACCGCCUCAUGCUCGUCGACCCGUUCGUCCUCGCCGAGGACAUGAUCACGCUGCUCGAGUGGCAAGGUGGCGUGCGUGCGUUCGACACGGCGCUCCGGUUCGGCCGCGAGAACAUCGUCGACGAGUUUGGCACGGGCGUCGAGCUGCUCGAGUACGAGGAGCCCGGGCCGGUCGAGAAGAGGCCGCUCCAGGCCUGGGGCCGGCUCCUCGAGCUCAGCGCCGAGGCGCGCACCAAGGGCAUCGCCUUCAGUCGGGACCUCGCCGAGGAGGAGAAGCAGCGUGGCAACGACUACUUUGCGGCCGGCGAGCACGAGAAGGCCAUUGUCUCGUUCACGACCGCGUCCAUCAUCUUCCCGACCGAGGCCCUGUUUUCGAACAACUGCGCCGCGGCGCGCAUGAAGAUCGGCACGCCGGCCCAGUACGCCGAGGCCGUGUGCGACACGACGCUCGCGCUCGCGCAGGACCCCGACAGCAUCAAGGCGCUGUACCGCCGCGGCACUGCGCUCGCCAUGCUCGGGCACUGGAAGGCGGCUUUCGUCGACCUCAAGUACCUGGAACGCAUCGCGCCCGACUGCCAGCCGGCCAAGGAGGCGCUCUCGUGGGCGACCGAGAGGUACAACGCCGUCAACCGGCGCAAGUAGCGGACUGCUCGGUGCAACUCGACCGUGCGUGCGAUACG
This is a messenger RNA of Rhodotorula graminis WP1, 3692 nucleotides long. RefSeq lists its product as uncharacterized. NCBI's taxonomy places the organism in Eukaryota, Fungi, Basidiomycota, Microbotryomycetes, Sporidiobolales, Sporidiobolaceae. The transcript has 7 exons. Gene Ontology annotation, molecular function: protein binding. The record is from RefSeq and is a predicted model, not a curated record. The coding region runs from base 1 to 3654 and encodes 1217 amino acids.